GUGAUAUGAUAACAUUAACCUCUUAGCAUAACAAAUGUAUUUAAUGUUUGACAAAACAUUGUGGUUUUAAGUUAUUUGUCGACAGAUAAAGACUAAAAAUGUCGAACACUGACGUAUAUCCAACGCUAACAGUUGGUACAGCUAUCGAAAUACUCAAGAAAACCCUAAAAGAGUUGGUCUCAGAGAAUGUGCGGAAAAGGGAAGAAGCGCGCAAUGCAAUCGGCAAUGAGAUGCUUAAAAUGAUGCAGUACAUGUUCCCAAUGGUGAUGAAGAUCCAAAUGGACGUACUACAGGAAUCUGGCUAUCCAGACGGACGUGAUGGACCUAUUAAGUUUGCGCAAGUUCUGAGGUCUUUAGCAAAGGAAAAUGGAGAAAUCAGUAUGUUACACUCCAAAAUCAAAGCAUAUUAUUUGCAACCAGUGGAAGGCCUUGCCACCAAUGAGGCAGCUGUGGAUGAGACACAGUGACUUGGAGGUUGAACAAAAUUAAUGCAUAAUUGUAACUAACUUGAGUGCAACCAUUUCUAUGUGAGCCAUUAAUUCAUAUUUAGACAUGACAUCAGUGCAUGCAUUUAUUGAUAUGUAGCUUUACUUCUAUAUUAAGUUUUAUGUAAAAUAUGUGACUGAAUAUACAAUUUUAUCUAUA
Dalotia coriaria is the source of this 645-nucleotide messenger RNA. RefSeq lists its product as uncharacterized. The record is from RefSeq and is a predicted model, not a curated record. Gene Ontology annotation, biological process: post-embryonic development. Lineage: Eukaryota; Metazoa; Arthropoda; Insecta; Coleoptera; Staphylinidae.